Molecule: messenger RNA, 1122 nt
Organism: Scedosporium apiospermum
Lineage: Eukaryota; Fungi; Ascomycota; Sordariomycetes; Microascales; Microascaceae
Exons: 2
Coding region: 1-1122 (373 amino acids)
Molecular function (GO): protein dimerization activity
Source: RefSeq, a predicted model, not a curated record
AUGGACAGCUCUUCCAUCUACUUUGAGAGGCGAGACAAGCUUGAUGAUUUCGCCGAGCAGAGCCCAGGAGUAUCACCAAUUCUUGAUCGGUUCAUACCCCGUGCAGCAAUGGAAGAUUCAGCUUAUUUCACAACCCCCAAUGGCGCCUAUUCCACGUUACAAGGCGACGCCUACACACUAGCGCCGCGUGGAAGCGUAGACCACCGCGACCCAACCACCAGUUUCGGCCUUGAUUUUUUGCCGACGGCGGACGCCAUGCCACGAGCAUACCCUGCAGGAACACUAGAUCCGGCCGUGACGACUAACACCACGAGCCCCGGAGACCCCACCUUCUGCGACAUUGAUCCAUCCAGAGCGUUGUACAACGACCGAGACAGCUCUGAGGAAUGUCUCGGAGGUGGAAUGCACGGACAGACGGCCAUCGCCUUUGAUAGCUCCUACAGCUUCCUCCCUUCUCCUCCGGAUGCGGAGGAGGGCGCAGAAGGCACUACCUCAACGACGCCUGCUAUCUCUCCCAGACAAAUUACUGAACCCACCUUUGCAGAUGUUGAAUCCGGUGCUCGGAGUAAUAGCGCCGCGAAUGCCAACAAACAGAGGGUCGAACGGAAGAAGAGAAGGCGACACUCCACUCCGGUUCUCCCUACCAAGGAUAAACAAGCACCAGGCGGGCCCGGGGAUGAGAAGCGCCGUUCCACGACGCAGCUACGCACGGCAUCUAGGGCCCCUAAGCGCUACAGCCAGUCUACGGCGCGCAAGCCCGCCGAGACGCCCGAAGAGGUCAAGGCGAGAGCCGCACACAACCAAGUCGAGCAGCAAUAUCGCAAGAGGCUCAAUGCUCAGUUCGAGAGGCUCCUGGCAGUGCUCCCGCAACCGGACUAUGAUGAGGAAGGGAUGGACGAAGAAGGUGGUGAAGGAGGCGGGAGCCGAAUGGGAAUGGAGAAGAGAAUCAGCAAAGCCGAAGUCUUGGACCUCGCAAGACGACGCAUCAAGUUGCUUGAGCGGGAGAGGGCGACGUUGGAGAGGCAGAAGGACGAGCUUCUCGGCAGCGUCGGCAGAAUGCAGGAGGAGUGGACCAGGAGACUUGGAGGUCCUAUGCCAACGGCCGUCAAGGUUGAGAGGUGA